AUGUCAUCCUGGGAUCAAACAACUUUUUCAUUAUCACCCAGAUCCAAAGGGUGCUAUUUGGUAACCAACGAAGUAUACGACAAAGUACCACAAAUUAAAGACUAUGAAGUUGGGAUAUUGAACUUGUUUUUACAGCACACCUCAGCUGGUCUUACCCUCAAUGAGAAUUGUGAUCCAGAUGUCAGAACCGAUAUGAAUACAGCUUUGGAUAGGAUUGCUCCCGAAGGUAAUCAUUAUAUCCAUGCUGAUGAAGGUGCUGAUGAUAUGCCCGGUCACAUCAAGAGUUCUACUAUUGGAGUUAGUUUGAGCAUUCCCAUCACAAAUGGGAAAUUAAACACUGGUACUUGGCAAGGUAUAUGGUUAUGUGAAUUCAGAACCUACAAACAUUCCAGAAGAAUUGUAGCCACUAUCAAUGGAAAGAAAAAGUGA
Molecule: messenger RNA, 429 nt
Organism: Lodderomyces parapsilosis
Lineage: Eukaryota; Fungi; Ascomycota; Pichiomycetes; Serinales; Debaryomycetaceae
Exons: 1
Coding region: 1-429 (142 amino acids)
Source: RefSeq, a predicted model, not a curated record